GUGUGUUACACCGUUAUUUGUCCGGGGUGGUGACUGGAAAGGGAAGCAAAUGUUUGCGUGCAGUGGGACGGGUUGGACUGGUUUACCCCAAAUGAAAAGAUGAGUGUGAUAGAGUAAACAAAGAAGACGUGUAUUGCUGUAGUUAGUUAAGUAGACAGACUACUAAUCAAAACAUUGGACUAGUAUAAGUGACAGGCGGCGUCUUAUGGCGGGUUUGUCUUACUUGGUGUUCCGAUUUUCGGGGUCCGCUGGUAGGACGUAUGGAGUGUUUUCAAAGGGAUUAACGAGGACUUUGUUGAUAUUUUUUGAUCUUGCAUGGCGACUUCGAAUCAAAUUUCCAUACCUCUACCUCAUCGCCUCAAUGAUGUUCAAUGUACGGUUACAGGUUCACAUUGAAAUACACUGAUGUGCGGCUGCCACAGGAGAAGAGCAUGCCUGCUCCUGAGAAUAAUGUGCUUUUUUCACGGUACAUUUUCGGAUGGAUUUGUGACUUCCUGCUUGCACAGACGUGGACGAUAUAAUGAGAACAGCAAGCGUGACCAUUGACACAUGGCCGCUGUCUCUGUUGCUUACUGCCAGUGGUGAGGAGGGGGGUGUCCAGUGCCUUUGCUCGGGGAAGCAAAGAUGUCGUCAGGUGGGUGUGUCCUACCCCAAACUGCAGGGACGUAACAUGAACCGUCUGCAGCACAGGACCGGAUAAGAGAAGGAUCGCUUUUAUCUGGGCCAACAGGACAGAGAGAGGAAGGCAGAUUGAAUUUUGUGCUAAUUUUCAGGGUCGGUACGAUAAUGACAUUGCGACAGACAGAAGUACAGAGCGGUACAAUUAUGACGGUUUUAUGUGUGAAUGUUCAGGGUAUUUCCCCUUCUUCUUUAACUUUUUUGAAGUUUCAACUGACAGCGCCACCAUGUGGCCAGAAGGGAAAGAAACUGGAGCCUUAACUUUCACUGCGUUCAAAGCGGGGGUCUCAUGCUCAAACCCUGGAGGGCCGCUGUGUCUGCUGCUUUUUGAUGUGUCCCUGCACUGAAACGCUUCAUUUACGUUUCUGAUUGGCUAUAGAGUCUGUGCACCUUGUUUCCAAGGCCUAAAUUGGCUUCUGAUUGAAAGGAACUCACGAAAACGCAGCAGAGGUCAUGGCCCACCAGAACUGGAGUUUGAGAACUCUGGUUCAAAGUGACCCGGCCUCUCCAGGACUGUGUUUUAAACCAGCCCUUCUGCGGCCGCUCCAAGCCCAGCUGUCUGGGAAGCAGGCCAGGCCUCGGGAGGAGGGGGGGUCCUGUGACCCGCAGUGUUUUAUGGCAGGUCUUCGGCAUACUGUACAGGUUGGGAAGUGGCUGCAUGCACUCACUUUCACACCCAUACACGAGGUCUAACUUUAGCCAAAUCGCAGUGCAACAGCUUCCGCGCUUACUAUUUAUGACUGCAGUGAGGAAAGGGGUUUUUAAAUGAGUCAUGGAAAAUGUUUUAAACUAUAUUGAUUUGUAUAGGGUUUGUUUUUGAUUUGUUUUACAUCUUGAUAAUUUAUCAACACUUAAAAGGAAUAUAUAAAAUAAUGUAGUCCCAGUGGCCCUUUCUUCAAAACAGUAAAUGAUGAAAACUUGUCUCUGCUUGUUUACAGAUGUAUUUGAUAUGCUUGUAUAGGAUAUGUUGUAUUUCUCUGUGUUUUAGCACAGUGUCUUUUCUGUCAGGUGGAACCCAAACCCUGUGUGCACUAAAUUUUUUGUUAGCACUGUUGAAUAAAUUGUGAACUUUCAGAGGCCUGUUUUGCAUGUCUGUGCUUUUGCAGGCGGUAUUCAAAAUGUGUAACGUCACAUGCCGAUUGGACAAUCUGGGGUAAAGUCAACAAACCCCAUCUUCACUGACCGACUAGUUCCACAAAGACUAAUACUAAUACAAAAAGACUAAAGGUGAAUAUUUGACAGCUGUGAUUAUGUAUGUGUUCCACAGGGAUGCAUGGUAAGGAAUGAGUGUUAAGCCAGGGUGGGUAAAAUGGCAAUGUGUGGGAAGCUUUUGGGAUGCUUCUAGAAACUAGCUCAUUGCCAGCUCCCACUCUCCUGGUCUAUUGUACAUAGGACUUCAAAUUAAUGUGGUUUCUUUUACAUGUUGGAAAGGGUUUUAAUAGAAGUCAGAUGAUCUGAAUAAUUAAUAUCAUAUUAAUCAAGUCACAUAUCUCAGUUGCUGACAGAAAACAUUUUAAGCCCUUCUGACCAACAGGCUGCCAUGGUUUGUUGUCUUGUUUCUGUUAUUGGAGGAUUACUUCUAAAGAUAGAGCAUGUAGUGUUAUUGAAAUGUCAAAUUCCUCUUGACCACUGCCCCCCGUCACCCAACAACUUUUCUCAUAAAUGUUUAAUUCCAAGCCCCGUCAGUGCCUUAACCCUCCUGAUGUGGGAUGUGUUUCUGCAUGAAGGCAGAGGUGUGAGAAUAAACAUGUAUGUCUAAGAAGAUUCA
This is a messenger RNA of Anguilla anguilla (European eel), 2446 nucleotides long. Its product is annotated as small integral membrane protein 10-like protein 2A. Lineage: Eukaryota; Metazoa; Chordata; Actinopteri; Anguilliformes; Anguillidae. The record is from RefSeq and is a predicted model, not a curated record. The transcript has 2 exons. Bases 206 to 406 code for a protein of 66 amino acids.